GAUUCUGAUUCCUGGCGCAGGUAUAAAUGACAGCUUCUAUGGCCAUUUCACUUUUAGUCUUGAGUUGUCCACGCAAGCGCAAUGAACCACUUAGUGCUGCUGCUGCUGCCGCUGCUGGCUGCAGCGAAUACCAUCAAAGAGCGCAACUUGUUUGCCACCGAACUGUUCCAGACCUUGGCCACCGAUCGCCAGGAUGAGAAUGUCGUAAUCUCGCCCGUGUCCAUCCAGCUGGCUCUGGGCCUGGCCUACUACGGCGCCGAGGGCCGCACUGCAGCGGAGCUGCAGCGCACGCUGCACGUCUCCGCCAAGGAGAGCAAAGAUGGCCUCGCCGAGAGCUACCAUCGCCUGCUGCACUCGUACAUCAAGUCCAAGACGGUGCUGGAGAUCGCCAACAAAGUUUACACACGCGAGAAGCUGAAGGUGACUCCACACUUCCGUGAGGUAGCCGAGAAGUAUUUCGACUCUGGUGUUGAGGGUCUGAAUUUCGACAACGAAGACGAGGCACUGAAGCGCAUCAAUGAUUGGGUCAAGGAGAAGACUCAAGGCAAGAUUGAGCAUGUCGUGGAGGCACUGGAGCCGGACACCAAUGUGGCACUGAUCAAUGCCAUUUACUUCAAGGCACGCUGGGCGCGUCCUUUCAACGACGAGGACACCAAGGAUCGCGCCUUCUGGCUGAGCGAGGAGCGCUCCAUUCAGGUGCCCACCAUGUUUGCCGACAACUGGUAUUACUAUGCCGACUAUCCCGAGCUCGACGCCAAGGCGAUUGAAUUGUUCUUCGAGAACAUCAAUAUGACCAUGUGGUUCAUAUUGCCCAACAAGCGCACGGGUCUGCAACAGCUGGAGCAGCAGCUGAAGGGCGUCGACUUUAAGCUGCUCGAGGAUCGCUGGCAAUGGCAGAGUGUCUCUGUCUACUUGCCCAAGUUCAAGUUUGAGUUUGACACCGACCUGAAGCCCACUCUGUUCAAGAUGGGCAUCAAAGCCAUGUUCUCGGAUGCGGCCGACUUUAGCAACAUCUUCGAUGAGUCGCCCAUUGGCACCCGCAUCACCCAGGUGCAGCACAAGACUUUCAUCGAUGUCAAUGAGAUCGGCUGCGAGGCUGCUGGAGUUAGCUAUGCUGCUGGUGUGCCCAUGUCCUUGCCGCUGGAUCCCAAGACCUUUGUGGCCGAUCAUCCAUUUGUGUUCCUCAUACGCGAUCAGCACGCGGUUUACUUCACCGGACACAUUGUCAAAUUCUAAAGUCGUUUUAUAAGACAUUUUUCAAGCAAUAUUAUUUUAUGUCAUUUCAUUAUUUAAGCAUUCAUCAUCUUGAAUAAAUUUCACAGUCGGUUUCA
This is a messenger RNA of Drosophila navojoa, 1331 nucleotides long. RefSeq names its product Serpin 43Aa (gene Spn43Aa). The record is from RefSeq and is a predicted model, not a curated record. NCBI's taxonomy places the organism in Eukaryota, Metazoa, Arthropoda, Insecta, Diptera, Drosophilidae. Gene Ontology annotation, molecular function: serine-type endopeptidase inhibitor activity.